Capsella rubella is the source of this 793-nucleotide messenger RNA. Its product is annotated as basic leucine zipper 43. Bases 125 to 634 code for a protein of 169 amino acids. The record is from RefSeq and is a predicted model, not a curated record. Gene Ontology annotation, molecular function: DNA-binding transcription factor activity. The transcript has a single exon. Gene Ontology annotation, biological process: regulation of DNA-templated transcription. Lineage: Eukaryota; Viridiplantae; Streptophyta; Magnoliopsida; Brassicales; Brassicaceae.
CUUCUUACUUCAAACUAAACUUCCCAACUCUUCACACAAUAAAAUCAUACAAACUCUUAUAACAUACUCAUAUAAACCAAACUAUAAAACCAUCUUUUACCAAAGAAAAAAAAACUAUCAAACCAUGAUUCCGGCGGAAAUCACCGGAUAUUUCCAAUAUCUAUCGCCGGAAUACAACGUAAUAAACAUGCCUACAUCUCCAACCUCUUCCUUAAACUACCUAAACGAUAUGAUCAUCAAUAACAACAACAGCAACUAUUCCUCAUCAUCCAACAGUCAAGAACUCAUGAUAAGCAACAACAACUCAGCUUCAGACGAAGAUCAUCACCAAAGCAUCAUUAUACUCGACGAGAGGAAACAGAGAAGGAUGCUUUCAAACAGAGAAUCCGCAAGGAGGUCGAGGAUGAGGAAACAGAGACAUCUUGACGAACUCUGGUCUCAGGUGAUAAGGCUUCGCAACGAGAACAACUGUCUUAUUGAUAAGUUGAACCGUGUGUCGGAGACUCAAGAUUGUGUGUUGAAAGAGAACUCCAAACUCAAAGAAGAAGCUUCUGAUCUCCGACAGCUUGUUUGUGAACUGAAAUCUAACAAGAACAACAACAACAGUUUUGCAAGAGAGUUUGAAGAUAACUAGUAUACAUGUCUAUGUCUCAUCGGAGUGUCAGAUAUUUUGAGUUUGUGUCAUUCUCUGUAUCAAAUCAUGAAAAAGAUCGAGGGUGUUUUGGGGUUUGGUUGUUUCUCGAAUAUAUUAUAUAUGUAUUGAAGUUAAAUAAUCUAACUUAGUUCUUGAACA